Xenopus laevis (African clawed frog) is the source of this 1775-nucleotide messenger RNA. RefSeq names its product purinergic receptor P2Y, G-protein coupled, 12 L homeolog (gene p2ry12.L). The record is from RefSeq and is a predicted model, not a curated record. Gene Ontology annotation, biological process: G protein-coupled purinergic nucleotide receptor signaling pathway; signal transduction; G protein-coupled receptor signaling pathway. The coding region runs from base 534 to 1586 and encodes 350 amino acids. The transcript is spliced from 4 exons. Gene Ontology annotation, cellular component: plasma membrane; membrane. Gene Ontology annotation, molecular function: G protein-coupled purinergic nucleotide receptor activity; G protein-coupled receptor activity. NCBI's taxonomy places the organism in Eukaryota, Metazoa, Chordata, Amphibia, Anura, Pipidae.
UCAACGCAAAUGAAGCUUGAAAGCCUGUCCUUGUCUGGGAGUCAAGUGCUGCUACACCCCAUUCAGAACAACUGAGGCAGAGCUGACUACAUUCGGUUGACUUUUGUUGUAUACACUGGGCACAACUAACACUAAAAUACAGUAAGGUUCUCUAUCUGAUAGUUUGCUGUUACACUGGUGCUUUUAUACUUUUGCUGGCUCAAAUUUACCCUUGUUCAGUACCCAAUAGCACCCAAACAGCAUUUCACCAUUGCUACAGGAAGAAUAAUAAUGAGACUAACAAGCAAAUAACAACGAAAAGGGACAGUACAUGUAAAAACAAGAAGUGUAAGUUCUCACCAUACAUGAUAUCUGGAAGAUGUAAAGUAACCGUUUUGACACAGGAGAAUGCAGAAGGAAGGGCUGACAUGAGUUGUAUUUAGAAAAAAAGAGCGGCCAGUACUUUACUGCUCUGAAUGGAAAGGAAAAUAUAACACUAAGUACAUGAACAAACGCCCCAUCCUGUAACAAAAAGAACUUGGAAGGAUUCUACAAUGGAAUAUUCAGGAUAUGGAGAGAUCCCCACUGGCAUCACAAUGUCCAACCUUACCAACAACUCUAACAGCACAUGCUCUCGGGAUUUCCAUACCAACACAGUUAUUUUUUCGGUGCUCUACACUGUUCUGUUCAUUGUUGGAGUAACAAUGAAUGGGUUGGCAGUGCGUGUGUUUUUCCAAAUACCAAGUAAUUCAAAUUUUGUUAUAUUCUUGAAGAAUUCAGUCAUUUCUGAUUGUCUUAUGAUCAUGACUUUUCCAUUUAAGAUCCUGAGCGAUUCAAGACUUGGGCUGUGGAAAUUAAAGGGCUUUGUGUGCCAAGUCACAUCUGUGAUAUUUUAUUUUACAAUGUACAUCAGUAUUAUAUUCCUUGGUCUUAUUACAAUUGAUCGCUAUCUAAAAACAGUCAGGCCAUUUCACAACUCUCACGCAACAAACCUGCGUCGAGUCAAGAUUAUGUCGACUUUAAUAUGGAUUAUUAUGUUUUCAAUUUCCCUGCCCAAUAUGAUUUUCACUAGCAAGACUCAAACGCCACAAAGUGUAAAAAAAUGUUACCUGCUUAAGUCUGAUUUUGGAUUAGUGUGGCAUGAAAUUGUGAACUUUAUAUGUCAAUUCAUUUUCUGGGUUGUAUUUGUGAUUAUAGUGGUAUGUUACCUUCUUAUAACUAGAAAACUCUUACAGUCAUACAAGAAAACUAGAAGUGAAAGAACAACAUCUAGAAGAAAAGUCAACAUCAAAGUGUUUAUCAUUAUUGCUGUGUUCUUUGUUUGUUUUGUUCCAUUCCACUUUGCUAGGAUACCGUACACCUUAAGCCAGACAAGAGAUGUUUUUAAGUGUUCAGCAAAGAUGACUCUUUUCUAUGUCAAGGAGAGCACCUUGUGGUUAUCUUCUCUAAAUGCAUGCCUCGAUCCUUUCAUCUACUUCUUCCUCUGUCGAUCAUUUAGAAACUCGCUGGUCACUAUGUGGAGAAAAAGGCCGGCCUGUGUCUUGUCUUAUGCCAGACCAAGAAAUGAGAAACGAUUCAAAAUAAGGAGAGAGGAGACAAAUAUUUAGAAAAAAUAAGGUGUCCUUUCUGCUACUUUAUAGUGGAGUUGCAUUAUAAACCACACUUACUAUCUCAGGUCAAUUUAUUUAUUAACAUUUGUCUACUAUUAAAUAGUCAUUUAAUCUCAAUGUAUCAAUUAAUAAUGACAUGUAAGCUCUUUAAACCUUGUCCCGGUGUGAAUAAAAAUUUGCAUGGUU